Sceloporus undulatus (fence lizard) is the source of this 3091-nucleotide messenger RNA. It is a transcript of the gene BIN2, whose product is annotated as bridging integrator 2. Gene Ontology annotation, biological process: phagocytosis, engulfment; plasma membrane tubulation; podosome assembly. Lineage: Eukaryota; Metazoa; Chordata; Lepidosauria; Squamata; Phrynosomatidae. The transcript is spliced from 13 exons. Gene Ontology annotation, molecular function: protein binding; phospholipid binding. The record is from RefSeq and is a predicted model, not a curated record. Gene Ontology annotation, cellular component: plasma membrane; podosome; cytoplasm. Bases 86 to 2053 code for a protein of 655 amino acids.
ACUCACUCUUUUCUCUAAACUUCCUUCCACCGAGGGUUCAAAAAAAAAAAAAGAAAGAAAAGAGUGAAAAUUAAACCACAACUUGAUGCUGAAAAGAGAAAUUGCACAACAAGACACAGCUAUGGCAGAAGGCAAGACAGGAGGUGCUGGGCUGUUUGCAAAACGGGUCCAGAAACAAUUCAGCCGAGCUCAAGAGAAGGUUUUGCAGAAAUUGGGGAAAACUGUGGAAACAAAAGAUGAACAGUUUGAACAAAGUGCAUACAACUUCCAGCAGCAGCAGGUUGAAGGUCACAAGCUCUAUAAGGAACUUAAGGUUUUCCUCAAUGCUGUCAAAGUGAUGCACGAAAGCUCAAAGAAAGUGUCUGAAACUCUACAAGAAAUUUACAGUGAGGACUGGGAAGGGUAUGAAGACUUGAGAGCUAUAGUGCAGAGCAAUGACCUUGUAUGGGAAGACUAUGAGGAGAAACUGGCUGACCAGGCAGUCAGGACCAUGGAGAAUUACUUGACUCAGUUCAGUGAUAUUAAGGAAAGAAUAGCUAAGAGGGGACGGAAACUUGUGGAUUAUGAUAGCAGUAGGCAUCACUUGGAAGCCCUCCAGAAUGCCAAGAAGAAGGAUGAAGCUAAAAUUGCAAAGGCUGAAGAGGAGUUCUACAAAGCUCAAGCUGUAUUUGAGGAGCUUAACAAAGAGCUACGAGAGGAGCUGCCGGUCAUUUACAACAGCCGAAUUGCAUGCUACGUGACAAUAUUCCAGAAUAUUUCCAAUCUGAGAGAUAUUUUCUACAAAGAAAUGAGCAAGCUGAACCAUGACCUAUAUGAUGUGAUGAGUAAACUGGAAAAGCAACACUCUAAUAAAGUCUUCAUUAUUAAAGGGGUAUCAAGUAACAGAGGCUCAUUGGUCAUCUCAUCUCCAGUAAGUCCAACCAGCCCCACUUCCAUUCCUGUGGGGAACAGCAUAAGGGAGACAGUGACAUCUCCCCCUGCCAGUACCCCAAACCAAAAGAGAGAAUCUGUUCCAGAAACUGAGGAAGUAGCCUCCAUGUCCAGUGGUGCCAGUGGAACAGAGGAAGAGGUCUCUGCAUCUUUGGCAUCUGAGUUGCAAAAUGAGGCUGUGGAAGUGGCUGGGUCAGAUACUUCAAUAGUCAGUGAUCCCAAAGAUGACAGCCAGGUGAUGGAACUGGAGACAUCUACCCAUGUUUCCCAAGGUGCCUCCCAGAAAGUUGAGGAAGUUGCAAAUGAUAUAGCCAGAAGGAUCUUAUCAAAUGCAGUGCUUGAGGCUGCUGGUAAAGGCGAAAAUGUUUGCAGAGACUCAGAAGACUCUGAACAGCCACUUUUGGUUAAUGACUUUGAAACCAGUGUUACCUGUGAGAAAGAUGGAGGUUCUCUACCCCAGCAGGAGGAUGAAGUUCCAUCUCUGCUGAAACAGGAAGACAAGACCUUCAAAAAUGCCCAGGAUGAAGCCCAAGUUGAGGAAUCAGAUACUCAGGGGGAUAGUUUGGUGUCCAGCGAGAGUUCAGUUUCUCCUGAAGGCAAUCCCCAAAAUUUUCCAUCUCCCCAAGAUGAGAAGGUCAAAGGAGAAGCACCCAGUACCAUCAUUACUUCAUUACCAUACAGAUGCAUUACUCAUGCUGUACCAGAAACGGAGGACAACCAACAGCAUCAGCCAGGAACAGGAGAAGAAAGUGAUCAGGAGGACUGCAAGGAUGCUGAAGCUAAUGAUAGCAGUGAUGGAAGCAUGGAAGAAACAGAGGUUUCCCCAAAAGUCACUAAUAUGCAGACCAUCUCUAGCUUCUUCUCAGAUGAUAAAAAGGAGGAUUACAACAAACUGCCCCUGGGCUUCCUGUUCAAGGCUCAGGCAAUUCAAGCUUAUGCUUCAGAGGAUGAGAACCACCUACAGUUUGGAGAAGGGGAGACCAUACUAGUGCUCUCAGAUGUCCAUGCUGAGGAAAAAGGAUUCCUGAUAGGGAUAAAGGAAAGUGACUGGAUGGAAAACCAGAAUAUGCUUCAGAAAGGAAUUUUCUCCUCAAGCUACAUCAAAUCUCUCACCUUGGAAUAAUCUCAAAAGCUGAUGUGGAAGAAAAGGGAAGAAUUCAAUAGACAUCUCACAAUAGCUCAACAAUAAUCUUGCCUAAAUACUGAUUUUCCAAAGCUCCUUAUUAAUACUCUUCUUCCUGACCCAUGUACCCUCUUGUCAAUGUGAUUCUAUGUAGUUUGCAGUAUGUCUGGUGUCUGUAUCUCUGGAUGAUUUGGAUGUCAGCAACGAGAAGCCCCGGGGGAAAAUUCAGCAUGCCCAUAGUCCCAAAUUACUUUGGGAGGCUGGUAUUGUCACCCACUGUGAUUCUGUAGUGUAAGGGUUCUAGUUUGUUUGAUAUUAUGCUCUUCUUGACAUAAAGAGCAAUGUCCAAUACAGCCUUCCAUGUUGUUUGUAUCCAGAGAUAGCUAUAUCCCAUUGCUUCUCUCCAUUCCACGAAAUGUCUUUAUGACCACUAUAUCUGUGUUUACCUCAGACUCAAGCACCCCAAUUUUCAGUUGUCUCUGGUGCACACCUUUUCUGCUUAGGCCCUUUGUUGACAUGUUCUGAAACAUCCUUACAACCUGUUUCCAUGCCUUCUCCUUUUGGAAACAUUUUCACUUUCAUCCCUUGAGGAUGAUUCAGCCCAAACUAGAGACUUCCCUGUUCCUGUUGGCUUUUUCCCAGGAACAUGCUCUCUCUGCCUGCCCUUCCCUGACCAAAAUGCUCAAACUGAUCUUGAGACAGAGAACAAAAUCAGUGAGACAUUUAACGAAGAAAAUAUUAUUUUUGAAAAGGUGACUUGAACUACCCUCACACUGACUGAAUAAAUGUCUAUUCUGGUCAUAACAAAGAAGUAAGAUUUCUAGAUGUCUUAAAUGACUUUGCAUAAAAUAGCUGACCACAGAACUGAUCACAGAGGUGACUCUGGAUUCAGUCCUAAAUGAUAUAGCCCAGAACCUAGUACAGUUGGCCCUCCCAAUCCAUGGAUUCUGCAUCCACGGAUUCAACCAUUCAUGGCUUUAAAAUAGUAUUUUUUUAAAAUCCCAAAGGCAAACCUUGAUUUAGUCAUUUCAUAUAAGG